This is a messenger RNA of Kogia breviceps (pygmy sperm whale), 3554 nucleotides long. It is a transcript of the gene NUAK1, whose product is annotated as NUAK family kinase 1. NCBI's taxonomy places the organism in Eukaryota, Metazoa, Chordata, Mammalia, Artiodactyla, Physeteridae. The record is from RefSeq and is a predicted model, not a curated record. Gene Ontology annotation, cellular component: cytoplasm. Gene Ontology annotation, molecular function: ATP binding; protein serine/threonine kinase activity. Gene Ontology annotation, biological process: intracellular signal transduction; protein phosphorylation.
CAGCUCGCCGCGGCUGGUGGGCGGUGCGCGGAUCGUGCGCGCCGGGGGCGCCAGAUGUGCGGUCCCCGCCGCCGCCAGUGACCUAGCCGCAGCCCGGGCGGGAGCCGGCCGCCUACCCAAUGCUGCGGGGGCGACCUUGAGCGCGCCCAGGUUUCCCUCGGCGGGGACCCAGACACCGCGAGCGCCGUGCCCUGUCCUGCCCUCUCCGGCCCGGCUCGCCCCGCGUUCGGACAUGGAGGGGGCCGCUGCGCCCGCGGUCGGGGACGGCCCGGACUUGGGGCCGGGGGCUCCGGGUUCCCCCCUGGGGGCGGGGGCGACAGCAGCCCCCGCGGCGGCGGCCCCGGAGCCCAGGAAGCCGCACGGGGUGAAGCGGCAUCACCACAAGCACAACUUGAAACACCGCUACGAGCUGCAGGAGACCCUGGGCAAAGGCACCUACGGCAAAGUCAAGAGGGCCACCGAGAGGUUUUCGGGCCGAGUGGUUGCUAUAAAAUCCAUUCGUAAGGACAAAAUUAAGGAUGAACAAGACAUGGUUCACAUCAGACGAGAGAUCGAGAUCAUGUCAUCCCUCAACCAUCCUCAUAUCAUCAGUAUUUAUGAAGUGUUCGAGAACAAAGAUAAGAUUGUGAUCAUCAUGGAGUACGCCAGCAAAGGGGAGCUGUACGACUACAUCAGCGAGCGGAGGCGCCUUAGCGAGAGGGAGACCAGACACUUCUUCCGGCAGAUCGUCUCCGCCGUGCACUAUUGUCACAAGAAUGGUGUGGUCCACCGGGACUUGAAGCUGGAAAAUAUACUGCUCGAUGACAGCUGUAAUAUUAAGAUUGCCGACUUUGGGCUUUCCAACCUGUACCAGAAGGACAAGUUCUUGCAAACGUUCUGUGGGAGCCCCCUCUAUGCCUCUCCCGAAAUUGUCAACGGGAGGCCUUACCGAGGGCCAGAGGUGGACAGCUGGGCCCUGGGCGUGUUGCUUUACACUCUCGUUUAUGGAACAAUGCCCUUCGAUGGUUUCGAUCACAAAAACCUCAUUCGGCAGAUCAGCAGCGGAGAGUACCGGGAGCCCACGCAGCCCUCAGAUGCCCGAGGCCUCAUUCGGUGGAUGUUGAUGGUGAACCCCGACCGCCGGGCCACCAUCGAGGACAUUGCCAACCACUGGUGGGUGAACUGGGGCUACAAGAGCAGCGUCUGCGACUGCGAUGCCCUUCACAGCACCGAGUCCCCGCUCUUAGCCCGCAUCAUCGACUGGCACCACCGUUCCACAGGGCUACAGGCUGAGGCUGAAGCCAAAAUUAAGGGCUUGGCCAAACCCGGGGCCCCCGAGGUCAUGCUGGAGCGGCAGCGGUCGCUGAAGAAGUCCAAGAAGGAGAACGACUUUGCUCAGUCCGGCCAGGACUCGGUGCCGGAGAGCCCAUCCAAGGUGAGUUCCAAGCGGCCCAAAGGGAUCCUGAAGAAGCGGAGCAACAGCGAGCAUCGCUCUCACAGCACCGGCUUCAUCGAAGGCGUCGUCAGCCCUGCCUUACCCCCCGCUUUCAAGCUGGAGCAGGACUUGUGCCGGACCGCCGUGCCCCUGCCAAGCGCCCCCGAGGCGGAGGUGCCAGCUAAACUCAGCCCCAAACAGUCGGCCACGAUGCCCAAGAAAGGCAUCUUGAAAAAGACCCAGCAGAGAGAAUCGGGUUACUACUCGUCCCCGGAACGCAGCGAGUCUUCGGAGCUGCUGGACAGUAACGAUGGGCUGGGUGGCGGUAUCCCCUCCCCGAGCCCCCCGGAUCCGGCCAGGGUGACGUCCCACAGCCUCUCCUGCCACAGGAAGGGCAUCUUGAAACACAGCAGCAAGUACUCAGAGGGCACCAUGGACCCGGCCCUGGCCAGCCCCGAAAUGCCCACACUGGAAUCCUUGCUGGAGCCCGGCAUCCCUGCCGAGGGCCUCUCCCGGAGCUACAGCCGUCCUUCCAGCGUCAUCAGCGACGACAGCGUCCUGUCCAGCGACUCCUUCGACUUGCUCGACUUGCAGGAGAAUCGCCCUGCCUGCCAGCGCAUCCGCAGCUGCGUCUCUGCCGAAAACUUCCUCCAGAUCCAGGACUUUGAGGGGCUCCAGAACCGGCCCCGGCCCCAGUACCUGAAGCGGUACCGGAACCGGCUGGGAGACAGCAGCUUCUCCCUCCUCACGGACAUGGACGAUGUGACUCAGGUCUACAAGAAAGCGCUGGAGAUCUGUAACAAACUCAACUAGCCCCCCAGGGUGCAGGGGUGGGUCGGGGUGGGUACGAGGGAGGAGUGGGAGCAGUGACUGGGCUACGGACAGAGCUGGUUACCUCUUUGCUGGCCAUGACCACAGACUGAAAAAGGAUUGGUGCUGUCUUGCUUUGGCCAAAUUUGCAGCCUUGAGCCAGUGCCUACGAGGGAGAAGUGGGCUCUUGGCCAGUCCUGCCAACUGCCAGUCAGAAGUGGGAUCCUCACGGGCAUUUGCUUUAUGGCACCUCCUAGAGUCCAGGGGAGGUGGUGUUGGCCAGCACUUAGGGGGUGGGGAGGGAGCGUAUGGGAGAGGAAACGUUUCCCUAGUAGUCGUCCACGUGCUUCUGGAGGAGGGCAAGACAGACUGGGACCAUCUGCUCUGAGUGAACUCAGAGCUCACUCCUUCUCUCCUCACAUUAGCAGGUGUGGUCUGACUGCAGGGGGUGGGCACGUAGAUUUCAUCUGAGCUUGAAUUGGUAAUCGAUGGAUAGGGGCUGCUGGGUGUGCUGGUUUGAGCAGCCCAGACAGUGGGAAGCAGUGCUGUGAUUGAAUAGUAAUGGCUGCCAUGGGGAUGGGAAGGGGUGCAGUAGCACUCAUGCCGUGUAGUUGCGAUCCUUGACCUGGCUAAGCCCUGGGAGUGCUAGUGUAGAUCCCGUGGGAUCUGUGUUAUCUCUUUCAUGCCACUGGUGUGGCAUUUGUUAAUUUGCUCCUCUACCUUGAAUGGAAGACAGGGCCUUGGUCAGAGAGAGAGAGUGCUCUGAACACUGCUAAGGACUUAAGAGUCAGCCCAUGGUGAUUUUUUGGCUUUUUGUUGUCUGCCUCUUCCUUCCUGGUGUCUGCCUGGCUCUUCAGCACAACCUCCAAGGGGAGACAGGGAAAAAGAGGUGGUGUCAGAGGUCAAAACUAUGGUGUAUAACAGAGCUUGGAACCCUCUGUGAUCUUUUGCAGAUGAGUGGAAGUUGAUCCACACCAGCAAGGGGACAGCUUGUCAAUUUCUUUAACGUCUCAAUAUGAACUGGAAUGCUGCCUUGUGGGUUCUGACCUGCGUGAAUGUUUUGAAUUGGAUGUGAUACCGUCCAUAGUCCCCAGAGGAGUAACUCGCUCAACCAUUUACCUUGUUUACUCAUAGCAAACGGUUUCCCCAUCCACUAAGCGUAGAAUCCUCAGAGGUAGGCGAGUUUGCUUCUAGGGAGUUAGUGCGUAGGUGGGAUAUUUGGAUGAGGAAAGGUAAGUCAGGCAGAAGAUGUUUCCCUGUACGAAUCUAGGUAUUCUGUGUCCUACCUGCCUAGAACUCCUAGGCUUUAGGGGGAAUGUUCCAGCCACUC